Spirodela intermedia is the source of this 1515-nucleotide messenger RNA. Lineage: Eukaryota; Viridiplantae; Streptophyta; Magnoliopsida; Alismatales; Araceae. The record is from the annotation of a GenBank genome assembly.
AUGAGUAGUCGGGGGGUCUUCAUCUUGCUCUGGGCAGUCUUCCUUCCCAUAGCGGCCGGCGCUGUGCAGGACAGCAGCGACAGCGCUGCGGCUGGCAUGGCGGAAGGAGAGCUGCAGGGUCUUUUCGAGGUGAUGACGGCGCUGCUGGAGGACUCCAGCUGGGCCGAGUUGCACCCCCAUCCCUGCACCGACACACCAUGGCCCGGCAUUCAGUGCGAGCUCUCCCAGGCCGGCAAGGAGAGCGAGUUGUAUCUCCAUGUUACCAGGCUCCACAUCGGCCCCGACGUCGCAGCCCCUCCCUGCCGUGGCGGCGCUGUCUUUCCCGCCGCCUCCCUCCUCCAGCUCCCCUAUCUCAAGUCCCUCUCCCUCAUCGGGUGCUUCAUCGAGACACCAGUGUCGCCGCUCGUCAACCUCUCGGCGGCUCUCUUUACGACCUCGUCUGUGCUGGAGCAGCUGGUGAUGAAGUCAAACCCGGGUCUCAGUGGCGAGAUACCGGGAACCAUCGUUCUACUCUCCCGUCUGAGGGUGCUCACCCUCUCUCAGAGCCGCCUCCACGGGGCGAUCCCCCGAGAGCUCGGCGGCGGCGGCGGGUUGUCGAAGCUGGAGGAGCUCGACCUCAGCUACAACCAGCUCAGCGGCAGAAUCCCCGAGGACAUGUCGGGGCUGGCGAGCCUCUCCAUCCUCGACCUGAGCUGGAACAGCCUGAAGGGCCCUCUUCCUCCUUCGCUCGGCAAGCUGGCGGCGCUCCAGAAGAUGGACCUCAGCUCGAACUUGCUCUCCGGCAGCAUCCCCCGAGAGAUGAGCUCUCUGAAUCGCCUCCUGCUUCUUGACCUCAGCGCGAACUCGCUCUCGGGGACGAUCCCUGCGACGUUCAAAGCCCUCAACGGUAGCCUCGAGUACCUCCUCCUCGAGGGCAACCCGCUGAACGGGGUCAUUCCGGCGACCCUCGGAGAGCUCCGGAAGCUCGCCGUCCUGAGUCUCUCAGGCUGCGGCAUGUGGGGGCCGAUCCCGUCGUCCCUGACUAGAUUGUCUCGCCUCACGGCGCUGUCUUUGGACGGGAACCGGCUGAACGGGACGGUGCCGCCGGAGCUGGGGCUGCUACCAUCUCUCCGGCAGCUGAACCUCAGCCAUAACGAGCUCUCCGGCGAGGUCCCCUUUGUGGAGCAGUUCGUGGCCCGUCUUGGGGCCCGCUUGGACGUGAGGGGAAACCGAGGCCUCUGCACAGACCCUGCGGCGUUCCGCCGGAAUAUCUACCUGAUGGGUUCCAUCGGACCGCCAUGCACGUACGCUUCCGCCGCCGCCUCCGCCAGGCCGGGCUUGGAACCGCCGCCGGCUGGUGAGCCACAGGCCGUCGGGGCGUCGAAAUCGUCGUCGUGGAGCGACGGCGACGAGGAGGAGCUCCGCCGCUCUUCCGCCGGUGCGACGACGGCGACUUCUCCGGCGUUCUCCGCCAUCGCCGCCGGCUGCUGCUGCUGCUUCCUCCAUCUCCUGCUAUUUCUCCUCGCGGUAGUUUGA